UCGAUGUUUUGAAGGGGAAAUGGGUUCAGAUUUCUUGAUUGGUACGAAAGAGGGAAGUAAAUAAUUUAAAUGUCUCUGGUUUCUGGCAAUUUACAUUUGGCGACCAUCGCCCAGCGUUUAUACCGCAUCCUUGAAAAUGUUCGACUGGAUAAACCGCCUGGAUUCGUAAGACUUUAAGUUUGAAUCUUGUCCCCUCCUGUCUUUGUUAACGUGCAGUAGUCGCACAGGGGACGUCCGUAAUAAAGUAGAGAGUAAAUGACAGUCCCGUUGACAUGAAUCGCUUAACAUUUUAAUGACAAGGCUGUUUACUAGUUUAGUCUAUUGUUCUGGUACAUUUCUGUUUGCCAAGCGAUGGAAAGCAGAGGGUCACAGUCUGGUUUGUGCGAACAAAGGAUAUGUUAACUUGACCAAAACAGAUCAAUGUGUAUGUUAUCGAUAGCGCGUUUUCCAAAAGCGGAAAUUCUGGACUUGAAAUCUAGAAGUGGCCAUUAAUGUGGCUAGAGUUAUAUUAGUCAUAUACGGAAGAAGAUGGCAUCAACUAAAGGCAAAGCUGGAAUAAAUAAUGAAAGCAGUUCUGGUCGGGAUAGUGGCAGGACAGACGCAGGCAGUCCCACGAUAUCCGCAGGGGCCGCAUCCCUCACCACCAACAGGACCUACACACUUGAUGACCUGGACACCAUUGCCACUGUUGGUACAGGAACCUUUGGAAGGGUUUUUCUGGUGAAGGAUAAAAAGACAAGAGGUUUCUUUGCUCUGAAGGCGAUGAAGAUCCCAGAUGUUAUUCGUCUAAAGCAGGAGCAACACGUACAUAAUGAGAAAGAGGUUUUGACGGAGGUGAACCAUCCUUUCCUUGUCAGACUGUACUGGACGCAUCAUGAUGAUCGCUUGCUGUACAUGUUGAUGGAAUAUGUGAAUGGUGGUGAACUCUUCAGCUAUUUACGCAACCGAGGACGUUUCAGUAACAGCACCGGAAUGUUUUACUCGGCUGAAAUUGUGUGCGCCAUUGAAUACCUUCACUCCAAAGAAAUAGUCUACAGAGAUCUGAAACCAGAAAAUAUACUGUUGGACAGCGAGGGGCACAUUCGACUGACAGAUUUCGGGUUUGCUAAAAAGCUCACAGAAAGGACCUGGACUCUUUGUGGUACUCCUGAAUAUUUGGCUCCUGAAGUGAUCCAGAGUAAAGGUCAUGGGCGAGCUGUGGACUGGUGGGCUCUCGGUGUGCUCAUCUUUGAAAUGCUAGCAGGGUAUCCACCAUUUUUUGAUGAUAAUCCUUUUGGCAUCUACCAGAAGAUUCUUGCCGGAAAGCUGGAGUUUCCACGGCAUCUGGAUUUCUAUGUAAAGGACCUAAUCAAGAAGUUUCUGGUGAUUGACCGGGCAAGAAGGCUUGGAAACAUGAAGAAUGGGGCUGAUGAUGUGAAAAAGCACAGAUGGUUUAAGUCAGUAGACUGGGAGUCUGUGCCCUGUAGAAAACUCAAGCCACCCAUAGUUCCAAAGGUAUCUCAUGAGGGUGACACGUCUAACUUUGACACCUAUCCAGACGAUGAGUGGAAGAAGGACACGCCUGUGCCAGCUAAGGAUCUGGAAAUUUUCAAGAACUUCUGAAAUGAUAUUCUUUUUAAUGACACAAACGACAGGACUUGGUGAAUUGGAGCUAAAGGUUUAACCUAGCCAUUCAGGGGACAUUAAAAGGUCAUAGUUGCAUUAUUAUAGGUAAGUCUUCCCUGAAACAGAAGCAGAAAUGGACUUCUUGUGAUCAUCAUCAUUAUUGGCAUCAUAAUUAUCAUCAAAUGUAUAAGGGGGAAACAGUUUAUCACUUCAGCAUCUACUAAGUGAUGAAUAACAUCAUUCUUCGCUGACUGGGUCUUUUUAUAUAAUGCAAAAAUAUCAUUUGAAUUAGCAAUAAUAACAAGGUUCUGUUCAGGGUCUCUUUUUCGGGAUCUAUUCUAGACAAUGUCUUUGCUUACCUGAUCAUGUAUGGUCAUGCUAUUGUUAUGACUAUAUAUCUUGGAAAACUUGCUGAAUCAAAACUUUAAGCCUGACAAAAAUCUUUUCUGGUUAUCUAAACUUACUGUGUUGAUCCUUUCCUCCUACAUGGUUUAUCUAUAUAUACGUUUCAUAACAUAAGGCCUGUUUCACAGCGGACACUUGAGCAGGCACAUAAUCAAAGCAGCAGCAGCAGCAUAACUUUACUCUCACAGCUUUUCAACUGCGAAAAACAAAACUGCCAUACCAAAAAAAAGUAAAUAAACAGUCAAAUUUUGUGGUUACUAUUAUAAAUAUUUCCUUUAAUAACGGCCAUGCAUUUUAAAAUGGUAAUCUUUUUUUUUUAUUCAAUAAAAUGAUUAUAAAAAUGUAUAGUCUGAAAUGUAAUUGACAUGAGGUUGUGGGCCACAUCCAAAUAGUCAUUAAUCUACACAGAACUGCUUAAGUCUCCUGAAUUCAGUCAUAUUUACUGAACAGAAAGUGCUGCUUGUGUCUAUUUAUUAAUUUUUAUUUUUUAUGACAAUAGGUGAAUAGUUUGCCUCCGGUGUUCUAUUUGAAAACUAUAACCUGUUCAUAAUGAAUCAUGGAAGCCCAUUUCCAACACAUUAGGGAAAAAUGCUUUGGUAAAUCUUAAUUUUGACAUAGUAAGUCGUAACUAUGAGAACUUAUCAUGUGUGUAUAAAAACACUUCAUAAUGUUUUUUGUCAUAGUUAUGACUUGGUUAAGGUCAGGACCAGUCAAAAUGAAGAUACAUUUCAUUGGGGGGUCUCAUUCAUGAAACUGAGAGUGAUAUAAAAAUGAGAGUGAUUUGCGCGUAAAGAGACCUUCCCGAAAACUCUUCUCCUGAUUCACAAAUACUCCGUAAACAUCAGAUGUGACAGUGAAAUGUGUGUGUUAGUGAAUUCCAACCAGUCGUAAAUGGGAUGCGCGUGCAUGUCAUUCUCCAUUAGCAUAAAUCCCACCCAUUAUAUCCGACUGACACCUAUAUAUAGGCAUAUAAUAACAUGAAUGCGAAUGAAAAAGAAAGAUUUCUCAGAUGCAGAAAUUGAAGUUUUAUUAUCAGAAGUUCAUUCAAAACGCCACAUUUUAUUUUCAAGCGUACAUAAUGGCCUAUCGAGCGUACAUAAUGGCCUGAGAAGAAAAUGGUUCAACAUUAAGCUUGACAGCAAAAAAAAAACGAAUUCGUUCACUUCGGAAAAAUCGUAAUCAAACUGGUGAAGGACCGCCAUC
Pimephales promelas (fathead minnow) is the source of this 3213-nucleotide messenger RNA. RefSeq names its product protein kinase X-linked (gene prkx). Gene Ontology annotation, molecular function: ATP binding; cAMP-dependent protein kinase activity. Gene Ontology annotation, biological process: protein phosphorylation. Lineage: Eukaryota; Metazoa; Chordata; Actinopteri; Cypriniformes; Leuciscidae. Gene Ontology annotation, cellular component: cytosol; cAMP-dependent protein kinase complex. The record is from RefSeq and is a predicted model, not a curated record.